Molecule: messenger RNA, 2472 nt
Organism: Plenodomus lingam JN3
Lineage: Eukaryota; Fungi; Ascomycota; Dothideomycetes; Pleosporales; Leptosphaeriaceae
Cellular component (GO): cytoplasm
Molecular function (GO): protein binding
Source: RefSeq, a predicted model, not a curated record
AUGGACACCGAGGAUGGACAAGUUUUCAUAAGGAACUUGGCCUACUUUGUACGCACCCACGAAAAGGCGCUCGCAAAUGCCAUGCAGCUGCAGCGACAAGCUCCCAAACAUGGCCAGACUAUAACAACGUCACCUUCCUCACCCACGGGCCCCGCCAGCCCCCCCUCGUCCUCGACCUCGAGUGUCUGGGCCGCAGCCCUGUCGCUCCCCUCGUUGACCUUCACCUCGCAAGCAGUCAAGCCGGCAAAGCUGACCCUGACCCCACACCAUCUCUUCUACCUUCUCUCGCAGUUUGAGGAUCUCGGCAUACCCGUAGGCCCCAUGAACGUGCGCUUGGAGAAUAUCCACACAGAUGCAUCGCCCACCAACUACGUAUCCUUUCUGGGUAGCGCCCAGCGUCAUAAGACCAAGUCAUCUGACCGUGACUCGAUCCAUUCUGUGUCCAGCGUCCGUAGUGUCAUGUCUGGCAUGUCUUCGCUGUGGUCCUCUCUUCGCAUGGGGUCCAACAGUGCAGCCAAGGCCGAGAAGCAAAAGGCACAACUUCAGGAAGAUCUGCGCUAUCUGUAUUCUGCAUUUACCAAGAUCCCAUGCUUGAGGCUGGCCCCAGAUCACAAGGCUCAUCUGAUAGCCGGCUACGAAGAAUUCCCCUUUGACACCGCUGUGCCCCUGUUUGCGUUCAAAAAUGUUACAGCACUCGAGAUACACGACGUAGAUUUUCGCCAGUUUUAUGGCUGGGAUCGUCUGGCAGACAAUCUGCGAAGUCUUACCGUGAAGCGGGCCAAUGUCGAUGAUCCUGCUGAUUUACUCAUCAACAUCGUGUUGGACGAUAUUGACAAGCGCCGUAGACGAUCUGCCAAAGCAGCUCCUUCUCACACGGCGCCCUGGUCGACUGCCAGCCCGCCUCCCAAGCAGAGUCAAAUAGCCAGGUCAGAGUCACCGCCAUCUUCCCCGUCGGCAGCUAGCAAGCAGAGCACAAGCCCAAGAGGUACAACAUUGGCCCGAGAGCAUCCCUCAAAGGCUGCACAGCGCCAACGGAGUACUUCCCCGACGCGACCGCCCAGUUCUCGACAUGGAUCAUCCCAUAUCUACGGUAGAAGUGGCACCAGCGCGCCAAACAUUAGACGCUCUUCUGGAAGCUCAGGAUCCAGUGUGCGAUCUGCUACCCCACGAGGCAGCUCUUCCAACCUCUUAUCGCUUGGUUGGUUCCCCGCUACCAAGUGGCGGUUUCUCCGCCAUCUCAGCUUAGCUGACAAUGCAUUGACUACUAUUUCUGCUGCCAGUCUUGCGCCUUUGGCCAACACACUUCAGUCUCUCGACCUCUCUGCUAACCUCUUCACGGAGAUUCCAGACAGCCUCGCUAGCAUGACUUGUCUCCGCGCGCUGAACCUCUCGAGCUGCUUGAUUGUGAGCCUACAGUCACUUGGACGCAAUCCGCUUCCCGCAAUCACAACGCUCAACCUCCGCUCGAAUCGAUUGAACACACUGGCUGGAGUGGAGCGAUUGCUGUCGCUAGAGCGCAUAGACAUACGAGACAAUAGACUGACCGAUCCUACCGAGAUUGCACGACUCACUGGUGUUCCUGAUAUUCGCGAAGUCUAUGUGUCCCGCAAUCCGUUUUGCAAGACGCAUGCAACGUAUCGAGUGACCAUCUUUAACUUGUUUCGGAAGACGCCAGGGUACACUGAAGAUGUCAUCAUCGACACACAAGGACCUAGCGCGGCCGAAAAGAAACAGCUCGUGGACCGAGUGCCUGAACCGCCCGGCGUACCUGUGGUCAAACCGCCAACUGAAGACGAUAUGCCUCCUCCUGCACAUGUUCCUCCCAAGGUUGUCAAGGCGAUUGAUGCUACGGUUGACGCACCGGAUGCUCUCCGACGCACCACUUCUUUGCAGCGAACUAAGAGUGCGCGCAGCAAACAGGAAUCCCAGCGGAAGAAGAAAGGACCUAAGCGGAGGAUAGUCGAGUUGUCUCAGACUGAUGCAUCAAAGCAAUCUUCGCCGUCUACCUUCAGUAGCAUCAGCUACGACUCUACCACACCGGGUGAUGCUCCUAGGAUCAUCAAGCCCAAUGAUGACGGAGCUGCAAAGGCUACACCCCGCCUUGAGGAGCUCGUAAAUGACCCAAACUCCGGAGACGCCAGAAAGAAGAAAAUCUCAGACGAGCGUGUCGUUACCGACGAAACUCAUACUACACAUCAACAGCUGCCUCCCCUUGAUACGACCGCGUCGAGCAAGUCUCCGGGGUUGGACCAGGCAUCGGUGGACGACAGUGAAGACGUUUACAAGAAGAAGAUUGAGGCUUUGCGCCAGGACUUUGGUAACACGUGGUUGACCGCGCUGGGAGAGGAGAGCUGGGACAAUACUUCGGUGACCAGCUUCCCUUCUGACCACGGGUACAAUUCACCCAACAUGCGCCCAACAUUACCUCGAACGCCCAGCCAAGGCAUAGUCUCUGGCCGUACCCUGGGAUAA